GCGGAACAAUAGUUCGAGUCGAGUGAAUUCCAGCACGCAAAGCACUUUUCUCAGUUUUCGGAAACAUUCCUGACAGAGGAGUGAAUAGCGUAAUCAGAGGAGUUGUCCAAGAGCCAAGGACCACUUGUGGAGAACUUAAAAAAAACCUGGAAUUAGUAGGCUGUUGUCUGAAAGAAACAAGGCUGGGAAUUUUUAGGGAUUGGCCGAGCUGACCAUAGGCCUGCAGAAUGGAUGUAAUCUCCAUGUUGGGCAGCACCACUGACCCCAUCUACACUACCUCCACCCACCCCCCUUCCACCCUCCUGCCCAAUGGCCUGAAGAAUGGGUCUGACGAGCACUGUAUCACUUCCAAGACAGCGGUAGCCAUCCUUGGCUCUGGUGACUUCUCCAAGUGCCUAACCAUUCGACUGCUACGCUGUGGCUUUCACGUGGUGGUGGGGAGCCGUCAACCCAAGCGUGCUGCUGAUUUCUUCCCACACGUUGUGGAUGUGACGCAUCAUGAGGAUGCUGUGGGGAAAGCUGGUAUCAUCUUCCUGGCAAUACGACGGGAACAUUACCCAGCAGUUCUCUGGGACCUUAAACACCUGCUGUCAGGCAAGGUCCUGAUAGACGUUAGCAAUAACAGGAGGGUAAACCAGUAUCCGGAAUCGAACGCAGAAUACCUGGCCUCCCUCCUGCCAGAGUCUAUCGUGGUGAAGGGCUUCAAUGUGAUAUCUGCCUGGGCAUUGCAGCAGGCUGGGCCCAAAGAUGCAAGCAGACAGGUCUACAUCUGCAGUAACUCAACAGAGGGCCGCCAGCAAGUACUAGAGCUUGCACGGCAACUCAACUUUUUCCCCAUGGACAUGGGCUUCUUGUCAUCCUCCAGAGAGAUUGAGAACAUACCGCUGCGUCUCUUCCCUGCCUGGAAAGGCCCUGUCCUCACCGCAGUGUCCCUCUCCAUAUUUUUCUUUGCCUAUUCCUUUGUGCGUGACAUCGUCUACCCUUAUGUAAAAAGCAAGCAGAGCAACUUUUACAAGAUCCCCAUGGAGAUAGUGAACCGGACACUGCCCACUGUAGCCAUUACAAUGCUGGCGUUGGUCUACCUGGGGGGCGAGAUUGCUGCUGUCCACCAGCUGUACUACAGAACUAAGUACAGGCGCUUCCCUCAUUGGCUGGAGGGAUGGCUGCAAAGCAGGAAGCAGCUGGGUCUGCUCAGCUUCUUUCUGGGCUGUGUUCAUGUUCUCUAUAGCCUCUGUCUACCUAUGAGGAGGUCUGAGAGGUACCUGCUGCUCAACAUGGCAUAUCAGCAGAUCCAUACCAACCUGGAGAACUCGUGGAAUGAGGAGGAAGUGUGGAGGGUGGAGAUGUAUGUCUCAUUUGGUAUUAUGAGCCUUGGUCUACUGUCUCUACUGGCCAUCACCUCCAUUCCCUCAGUCAACAGUGCCCUCAACUGGCGGGAGUUCAGCUUCAUACAGUCCACCCUUGGCUACAUUGCACUGCUCAUUGCCACAUUCCAUGUCCUGCUUUUUGGCUGGAAGCAGGCCUUUGAGGAAGACGCCUACAGGUUCUAUCUGCCGCCCAGCUUUGCAGUGUCGGUAGCCCUACCCGUGUGUGUCAUCCUGGUAAAAGUUAUCCUGCUGCUCCCCUGUGUUGCCUGUAAGCUCCACAGGAUCCGUAGGGGCUAUGAAACCAAACGCACCGAAAAUAACUUCAACACAGUGGUGUCAACCACUCACAUCUCACCUGAGAGGGUGACCAUCAUGUGA
Messenger RNA from Hypomesus transpacificus, 1745 nucleotides. It is a transcript of the gene steap2, whose product is annotated as STEAP family member 2, metalloreductase. Gene Ontology annotation, biological process: copper ion import. NCBI's taxonomy places the organism in Eukaryota, Metazoa, Chordata, Actinopteri, Osmeriformes, Osmeridae. Gene Ontology annotation, molecular function: ferric-chelate reductase (NADPH) activity; cupric reductase (NADH) activity. The coding region runs from base 228 to 1745 and encodes 505 amino acids. The record is from RefSeq and is a predicted model, not a curated record. The transcript has 6 exons. Gene Ontology annotation, cellular component: plasma membrane; endosome.